Molecule: messenger RNA, 1461 nt
Organism: Vicia faba (fava bean)
Lineage: Eukaryota; Viridiplantae; Streptophyta; Magnoliopsida; Fabales; Fabaceae
Source: the annotation of a GenBank genome assembly
AUGGCCAAAGAAAGAGAAAAAAAGCUCUUCCUAUCACUUUUCGGCAACUACGCUGCCGAACUUAAGCUCUUAAUAACAACGCUUUUCCUUCUCUGCACAGUCGCCACUUUCCUCCAAUUCAUUCCUUCUCGUUUCACUAUUUCAGCUUCUGAUAUUCGCUUUUGCAUCUCUAGAGUCACCCAAACACUCCCUAACACCACAGCCACAACCACAGCAAACAAUUUAACCGUAGCGGAAAAGUUUGUUACCGUUACUGAAUCGUUAGCCUCAGUUCCAAAUCCACCUCCACCGUUAGUUCCAACCGUUAACAAUGAACGUGUACUCGAAAACGGGAUUAUCAAACGCGCUUUUAACCCUUACGGUUCCGUUGCUUAUAACUUCGUCACCAUGGGAGCUUAUCGCGGUGGCGUUAACACUUUCGCCAUUAUCGGUGUAGCUUCAAAGCCACUUCAUCUUUACAGUAAACCGACUUACGAAUGUGAAUGGAUCUCCGCCUCCGGUGACGGAGAUUCGAGAAAAAUCACCACCGUCGGUUAUAAGAUGCUUCCUGACUGGGGAUACGGUCGUGUUUACACGGUUGUGAUAGUUAACUGUACCUUCCCGGAGCAUAUUAACACCGACAACACCGGCGGAAAGUUGAUUCUCUACGCUUCAACUUCCGGCGGUGGUGACACAAGCUUAAACACCACCGACAGAAUCGAAGUCCUUAACGAGCCAAACGGAACGUUAGAUUUAUCGAUUUUCACUUCGAAGCCGAAAUACGAUUAUUUCUACUGCGGUUCAUCGCUUUACGGAAACUUGAAUCCGCAAAGAGUUCGUGAAUGGAUUGCUUACCAUGUGAAGUUUUUCGGACCUAGUUCACAUUUUGUGAUUCAUGAUGCUGGUGGUGUUCAUGCAGAGGUUUAUGAGGUUUUGAAACCGUGGAUUGAGCUUGGGUAUAAAUUUAUGGGGAAAUGGAUGUUCUUCUUUGAUGUUGAUGAGUAUAUCUAUGUUCCUCCGAAAAGUACUAUUAAAUCGGUGCUUGAUUCGCUAUCGGAAUACUCUCAGUUUACAAUUGAACAGAUGCCGAUGAAUAACAAGCUUUGCCAUUCUUCUGAUUAUGGAAAAACUUAUAGGAAAUGGGGAAUUGAGAAGCUAGUGUACAAAGAUGUGAAGAAAGGGAUUAGAAGGGACAGAAAAUAUGCAGUGCAACCACGUAGGCUAUUUGCAACAGGUGUUCACAUGUCACAGAAUUUAGAUGGAAAAACAACUCACAACACGGAAGGAAGAAUAAAAUAUUUUCAUUAUCAUGGAACCAUAGCUCAAAGAAGAGAAUCAUGUAAAGUGUUUCUAAAUUCAACAGAAACCACAUAUGACAAAACACCUUAUGGGUUGGAUACAACUCUGAGAGACAUUGCUGGUGUGAUCAAGAAAUUUGAGCUCAAGAUGAUUGGAAACAGAGUACAGAAGACAAAGCUAUGA